Messenger RNA from Quercus lobata, 1526 nucleotides. RefSeq lists its product as uncharacterized. The coding region runs from base 47 to 616 and encodes 189 amino acids. The transcript has 3 exons. Lineage: Eukaryota; Viridiplantae; Streptophyta; Magnoliopsida; Fagales; Fagaceae. The record is from RefSeq and is a predicted model, not a curated record.
UUUGUCUUAUCAAAAUUUUGGGAUCAAUCUUGUAUUCAGGAAAAACAUGGACGAGUUAACGAGUGUAAUGGUACAAUGCUCUGCCCCAUUUGAUAGCUUCCUUGACUCUUGCUCUCUGCAGUGUUUCUAUGACAUAUGGAACGGUCAUCCUGAGGUGUUCGUUGGAACUAGGAGCUCUUUUGAGGACCUACACCCUCAGAGGUUAUUCAUUUCACAGGGGGAGACUAGUGGAAUUGCCAAAAAUUCUUAUGACAAGGACUUAUACCCUCAUAAUCAUUUUCGGUACUUUCAUCCGUCCACUGCAUAUAAUUCAUGUUUCCCAACAAGACAAACUCCAAAGUGGUUCAAUCAUCAGAGUCGUGGGCACUUGCUCACAAUUGACAUACCCCCAAAUUUGUACUAUGACAGUAAUUGGCUGGGACUCACUCUAUGUGCUUCAUUUUUAAUCCCCAAGGAUCAAAAUGAUGAAAUUAUAGCAAGGUCUUCUCACUUCCUAUCCUGUCAGCUCCAAACGAGUAAAGCUGGUCUGGACGAUCAAAUCCUUGUUUACCACACCACUGAUGAAGAAAACCAGUGGUUAUUACGUGGUCUGAAUGGACACAUUUGGAUAUCCUGAAUACCUGGCGAGUAAUUUAAGCGUGUGUUCCAUCAGGGCAGCCACAUUGAGGCUUCAUUUUUAAGUAAUUGGCCAGGCGUGACAGUGCAAAAAUGUGGGUUUCGUCUUUUGUACAAGCAUGAUUGGGUACUGUUUGAGCAAGAACUAAAACAUUGCAACACCUUCAUUUCUGCACAUCGAGAUUUUACAUGUCAACUUAGCCAGCGAGCCACAGAGUUAGAAUGCAAGGAAGAAUUUAUGCAAGUGGCCAAAAAAGUUGACUUUACUCAAUUAAAAUGACAUGCUGGGCUUUGACAGGCACUCCAAAUAUUCGUAUUGCUUCCCCCCAGUAGAAAUUUUACCUUCGUUUAAUCAUAACACUAAUGAGCCCUCGGUGACAGUUGAUACACUCAAAGAGUACAAUGACAAUGAAUGGCAUGGAUUUGUACUAUGUGCUUAUUUUUCAAUUGACGAGCAUCAAACUGCAACGCUUGAAAAUUUCGAUUCAACAAUAUCUCACUACCUAGUUUGUCAUUUGGAAACUGAUAUAGCUGGUCCAGAGAUAGUACUCAAUGUCCAUUGCACCACUAAAGAAGAAUUCAUGUGGCUAGAUACUGAAGAUGGAUUUCUUUGGUUGUCCUAUAUUCCACGUGAGUCGUUCCCAGAUCAGUUCAAUCAUUCACUUGGAUUAAGGCUUCAAUUAUAAGUGAUUGGCCAGGUGUGAUGGUGCAGAAAUGUGCGCUUAGUUUCUACCACAAGAAUGAUAUUUGGUUUCAGCUAAUAAGAAAAUACUGCUACAAGGAAUAUAAGUCUCGAGAUCUCCCCAAUCAAGUAAUGGCUAAUUAUAUAGAGAAAACCAGUAGAGCAAAGAGUCUUCUCUGCAAAAGUGACCCACAACCUAAAGAUCAACACUGCCAAAGCAACCUGCUGG